AUGGCGGCCGAUUGUAUGGGGGCCCUUUCUGUCGCUGUUAAAAGGAGCAACAGCGGCCGCCGCCUGAACGACGCGCCCGGCGCCUCCACCUUCCGACGGCAAUCGGCCGUGAACUGUCGAGAAUUCCCUCGAGAGCACUCUAAGCACAAACGAGAUGUCAGAAGCGACGCCUCGAUACCUUGGCCGCCAUUAGCUUCUAUUGUGCAAGCCGGGGCC
Messenger RNA from Iphiclides podalirius (scarce swallowtail), 216 nucleotides. The record is from the annotation of a GenBank genome assembly. NCBI's taxonomy places the organism in Eukaryota, Metazoa, Arthropoda, Insecta, Lepidoptera, Papilionidae.